Aspergillus glaucus CBS 516.65 is the source of this 1760-nucleotide messenger RNA. Its product is annotated as CCCH zinc finger protein. The coding region runs from base 187 to 1575 and encodes 462 amino acids. The transcript is spliced from 4 exons. Gene Ontology annotation, molecular function: metal ion binding. The record is from RefSeq and is a predicted model, not a curated record. NCBI's taxonomy places the organism in Eukaryota, Fungi, Ascomycota, Eurotiomycetes, Eurotiales, Aspergillaceae.
AGAAAAGUGCAUUCAUGUUGACGCCCUGUACAUAUAUAUUAUUCAUCUUACGCCCACCAUCUCAGCCAUCCUGAUUCCCUGAUUCCUCCUCAUUCCGACACCCCUCCUACAUCCCAUAUUAUUUGAACUACGAUUUGCCGUCCGUCUCCGCGAGCUAGUUUACCCCGGAAAUCCAGCCUUACAACCAUGGAAGUCUCGGCUUAUUUCGAACGCUAUCAGAAGAUAGUGUCCAUAGAACAGAGAAAGAAUAAUCUUAUCGAGGAACUUCUGCAACGCGUGACGGACCUCGAAGAAGCCUUUUCAAGAGAAAAACUCGACCAUGAACGGGAAAUGCGCUUUAAUCGAGACAUCCAGAUUCACGAAAUCGAGUUGAUGGAUAAGCUAUCGAGGGUCAAAACGAUUAUGGACCGUGAACCCUUUGUAGCCGUGCUACUCGACGGAGACGGUAUGAUAUUCAAAGACGAGUUUCUACAACAAGGAGGACAAGGUGGACGAAAUGCAGCGUCGCAACUCUCAUCGGCCUUACAAGCUUAUGUCGAAGACAAUUUCCCCGGCAUCUCCGCCCCGAAAAUAAUGACCAAGAUAUAUGCAAAUAUGAACGGAUUAAGCGACAUCUGUAUGCGUGGGCAGAUCAUAAACGAGCAGUCCGUUCUCGACGAUUUUGUUCGUGGCUUCAAUGGAUCUAUGCCACUAUUAGACCUGGUGGAUACUGGAAAAAGGAAACCGUACGACAAGAUAAGAGAGAUGCUCGACUUGUAUAUUUACAACUGCCACUGCCACCAGAUCUUGCUGGGAUGCUCGCCCGAAGUCGGAUAUUCUGAGAAAUUGGAAGAUAUACUAGCAGACAGGGAUCUCAUCGGACGAGUGUCAUUGAUUGAAGGAAUCACAUUCGAUAGGGAUUUGGAAUCAUUAAAGCCUUCCUACCGGGUCACUAAUUUUCCAGAUAUCUUCCGAACUGCAAAGAUUACCCCUGCUUUGGCACCUUACAAGGCAGCUGUAACCGCAAAGCCUCGUUCCCUGUUCACACCAUCGCCAAUUCAACACACAGUGCCCCUUUCGAGGACAUCAACCAAUACAACCUUGGCCAGCAAUAGCACGCCUAUCACCGUACCUACAUCGUUUACGAAUUCCGCAAACAUACUUAGCAUAGACGAGUUCCAGGUUGUGCGUCCAAAGGCGACCAAUUCGACCCGUUCAAAGACAGUGGAACGAAAUAGAUACGGCCAACGCGUUGACCGGCUUGAUUUCAAGAGCAUUCCGCGAGAAGACCUGAAUCGCCUUAAGAAACUGAAACUCUGUAACUUUUACUACCUGCAAGGCGAAUGCCCCAACGAGAAUUGCCACCAUGAUCACACGCGCAAACUGAGCAAGAAUGAUUACUUCAUAUUGUCCGCCAUUGCUCGCAUGACUCCAUGUCGCUUCGGACUUGAAUGUGAAGAUGCGGAGUGUAUGUACGGACACCGCUGUCCGCAGAGCGAACCUGGCAAAAAGGAUUGCUAUUGGGGCUCGAGCUGUCGAUUCGAACCGGAAACUCAUGGAAUUGAUACAACUAUCGUCAAACUGACCAAAGUUUAGUCAAGUGCUUGUGCAAUGACCACGGUCAGGGAGUGAGAUGCUAUCUUUCUGUUUCAUCCGUGACGUCGUAUCUUCUCAACUUGCACCGCUUGCAUCAUGCUCGAAUACUUGCAUAUAUUACAUGUUCGUGUCCAUAUCCAUAUAUUGUGGCUUGCGUUCUGCCCAUGGGCAACUGACAUCCACGU